Messenger RNA from Purpureocillium takamizusanense, 1298 nucleotides. It is a transcript of the gene ERV25, whose product is annotated as vesicle coat component. The transcript is spliced from 3 exons. The record is from RefSeq and is a predicted model, not a curated record. Gene Ontology annotation, biological process: intracellular protein transport; Golgi organization; endoplasmic reticulum to Golgi vesicle-mediated transport. Bases 178 to 843 code for a protein of 221 amino acids. Gene Ontology annotation, cellular component: COPII-coated ER to Golgi transport vesicle; Golgi apparatus; endoplasmic reticulum. Lineage: Eukaryota; Fungi; Ascomycota; Sordariomycetes; Hypocreales; Ophiocordycipitaceae.
GGGUGCUUAGCUGGGCGCGGCCCAUUGGCCAGCCCCUUUGCUCGGUGGCAGUUCCAACGCGACACCUUGCAGUUUCGAGCUGCUCCAGCGGAAACACGGUCCGUUGGUGUCCCUUUUCGCCAGCUCCCACGGCCAACGAUAUCGACGAGAGGAAACGCACGACGACGACACGCGGCAAUGGCAUUGCUACGCUCAUCUCCCCUGCAAUGGCUCUGCGGCCUGCUGCUGCUUACCAGCGCCGCCAGCGCCCUCAAGUUCGAGCUGCCGUCGCACUCCGGCGCCGAGAAUCACAAGAAGGAGCGCUGCAUCCGCAACUUUGUCGGCCAGGAGACGCUCGUUGUGGUGACGGCUACGGUCGACGGCUACAAGGGCGAUGGCAUGACGGUCAACAUUCACAUUCGCGAUGCGCUGGGCAACGACUACGCCAAGGCAAAGGAUGUCGUCGGCGAGUCGAGGUCCGUCUUUACGUCUCACGCUGACGCGGCGUUUGACGUGUGCUUUGAGAACAUUCAGACCGGCACUCGCCGCCCCAACCCGUCCUGGCGCCACGUCGAGCUGGACAUUGACAUUGGCGCCGACGCCAAGGACUGGUCAGCCAUCCAGGCAACGGAGAAGCUCAAGCCCGUCGAGGCGGACCUGCGCCGGAUUGAGGAGCUUACGGCCGAGAUUGUGCGCGAGAUGGAUUACUUGCGCACGCGCGAGCAGAAGCUGCGCGACACCAACGAGAGCACCAACACGCGUGUCAAGUGGUUCGGCAUCGGCACCACUUGGCUGCUCAUCGGCCUCUGGGCCUGGCAGAUCAUGUACCUGCGCGCCUACUUCCGCUCCAAGCACCUCAUCUAAUACCCCCUCGGGGCCCCUCCACGACCCCUGCCGCCCGGCGAGAGUCAGACUUCUACAAGCGGGAGAGCUCUAAGGGGUUGUGUGUCGGCGAUGGCGACGUUUUCUGUGCCGGGUCUGCUUUACUGGGCGCGAUAGAUGACAGUGGAGGUGUAUGAAACAAGCGCAAGGUGGCAGCGCAACGGCAGAUGGCAAUCAGCAUGAGGCAUUCGGAAUAUGCUGGCGUUUGUACAUGACGAUGAACGACAGGGGCCGGGCGGACAUGUUAAGGGCUAAAACGACGAGGCGAGGGCCGGGCUGGUUUUUGGAGUACAUGUCGCAGCCCGGUUUACGGCUCCGACUUAAUACCACGAUGAUUGAUAUAAAUCUUUAAAGCAUCCGAUCUGGCGCCCGGGGCCAUGGCAACGGCCGGUACAAGUCGUGACGAUGGAUCUUAAAACGCCCUCGCUUACCUAGCU